AUGCGCUUUUCCUCCAUUAUCACCGGCCUUGCCCUUGGCGGUGCUGCUGUUGCGCAUCCCGGGCAUAAUGUGCAGCAGGAGGCCGCAGAGCGACGUGACUAUCUCCAGUCGGUCAAGCGCACAUCCCUUGGCCACUGCGCCGCCAAGCUCAAGGCCCGCAACCUGCAGGUGGAGAAUGUGCGUCGUCGUGUCGCGCGGGUGGAAAAGAUGCGCCAGAAGCGUGGCAUCAAGAGGCGUGAUCUCUCCAGUGUCCUCGCCACGGACCACAACGAGACCUUGGCCGGCUACACAAACACAACGGAUCCGGCCACCCUGUUUUCUGGCUACAACUCCUAUGUGGCUGGUGAAUACGUCCGCGAGAAUAUUAUUGAGGACCGGGAAGGCGUCGACAUCGCUCUCGACUACCAGGUGAUCGAUGUGGAUACCUGUGAGCCGGUUCCCAAUGUGUACGUCGAGAUCUGGCACUGCAAUGCGACGGGUGUCUACUCGAGCAUCGUUGCCAACGGCAACGGUGAUUCUUCGGACGAUUCCAACAUCAACAAGACGUGGCUCCGCGGAAUCCAUCUGAGCGACGACAACGGUGUGGCCGAGUUUGAGUCCAUUUUCCCGGGCCACUACACCAGCCGUGCCACUCACAUCCACGUCAUGGUGCACACCAACGCCACGCUGCUAGCCAACAGCACUCUGGGCACUGCGAGCUAUGCCAGCCACGUCGGCCAGACAUUCUUCGACCAGAGCCUCAUCACAGAGGUUGAGCUUCAGGCACCCUACAACACGAACACGCAGGACCUCACGGCCAACGCGGACGACUCCAUCCUGAGCGAAGAGGCAGACACAGAAGAUGUUGACCCCCUGAUGGAGUACACCCUCCUCGGUGACAGCAUCUCGAACGGUCUCUUUGCCUGGAUCGCCUUUGGCAUCAACUCUACGCUGUCCGACUCGGUUACACCUGCUGCGUACCUAUACGCGGACGGUGGAGUUGAGAACUCAGCGUCGUCUGUGGGCGGUGGCUCUAAUGGCGGUUCUGGUGGCAGCCCGUCAAACGGCACCUCCACUGGAAAUGGCACUGCGCCGUCUGGAAUUGCUUGA
Messenger RNA from Grosmannia clavigera kw1407, 1089 nucleotides. Its product is annotated as intradiol ring-cleavage dioxygenase. Gene Ontology annotation, molecular function: ferric iron binding; oxidoreductase activity, acting on single donors with incorporation of molecular oxygen, incorporation of two atoms of oxygen. The record is from RefSeq and is a predicted model, not a curated record. The coding region runs from base 1 to 1089 and encodes 362 amino acids. The transcript has 2 exons. NCBI's taxonomy places the organism in Eukaryota, Fungi, Ascomycota, Sordariomycetes, Ophiostomatales, Ophiostomataceae.